AUGCUACAACAAUGCUAUGCUAAUCCAUUCCCAAUGCUACAACAAUGCUAUGCGAAUCCAUUCCCAAUGCUACAACAAUGCUAUGCGAAUCCAUUCCCAAUGCCACAACAAUGCUAUGUGGAUCCAUUCCCAAUGCCACAACAAUGCUAUGCGAAUCCAUUCCCAAUGCCACAACAAUGCUAUGUGGAUCCAUUCCCAAUGCCACAACAAUGCUAUGUGAAUCCAUCCCCAAUGCCACAACAUUGCUAUGUGAAUCCAUCCCAAAUACUACAACAAUGCUAUGUGAAUCCAUCCCCAAUGCCACAACAAUGCUAUGCUAAUCCAUUCCCAAUGCUACAACAAUGCUAUGCGAAUCCAUUCCCAAUGCUACAACAAUGCUAUGCGAAUCCAUUCCCAAUGCCACAACAAUGCUAUUCGAAUCCAUUCCGAAUGCUACAACAAUGCUAUGUGAAUCCAUUCCCAAUGCUACAACAAUGCUAUGUGAAUCCAUUCCCAAUGCCACAACAAAGCUAUGCUAAUCCAUUCUCAAUGCCACAACAAUGCUAUGUGAAUCCAUUCCCAAUGCUAUGUGAAUCCAUUCCCAAUGCCACAACAAUGCUAUGUGAAUCCAUCCCCAAAGCCACAACAAUGCUAUGUGAAUCCAUCCCCAAUGCCACAACAAUGCUAUGCGAAUCCAUUCCCAAUGCUACAAAAUACUAUGCGAAUCCAUUCCCAAUGCCACAACAAUACUAUGUGAAUCCAUCCCCAAAGCCACAACAAUGCUAUGUGAAUCCAUCCCCAAUGCCACAACAAUGCUAUGUGAAUCCAUCCCCAAUAAUACAACAAUGCUAUGUGGAUCCAUUCCCAAUGCCACAACAAUGUUAUGUGAAUCCAUUCCCAAUGCUACAACAAUGCUAUGUGAAUCCAUUCCCAAUGCUACAACAAUACUAUGUGAAUCCAUUCCCAAUGCUACAACAAUGCUAUGUGAAUCCAUUCCCAAUGCUACAACAAUGCUAUGUGAAUCCAUUCCCAAAGCCACAACAAUGCUAUGUGAAUCCAUUCCCAAUGCCACAACACUGCUAUGUGAAUCCAUUCCCAAUGCCACAACAAUGCUAUGUGAAUCCAUUCCCAAUGCCACAACAAUGUAUGUGA
Molecule: messenger RNA, 1131 nt
Organism: Saccoglossus kowalevskii
Lineage: Eukaryota; Metazoa; Hemichordata; Enteropneusta; Harrimaniidae
Product: B1-hordein-like
Source: RefSeq, a predicted model, not a curated record